UCCUUGGCUCCAACCCUUGGCUGCUGCUCUCUCCUGCCAGGUGUGUGGGCACUUCACUGCCCUUCCCUCUGCCCAUGUAUCCCUUACAACUGGGGUAUUACCUCCUCUGGUGACCUCAGUGAGCCCUCCCCUCUCCCGAGAGCCUGGUGGGGUCUCUGUGCAAGGACGGUGCCCAGGACUUCCUGCCUGUCCUUGGAGCUCACAGUCCCGGGGAGCAGCAGCGGGGAACAAAAAAACAUGAAGCGGGAGUCGGAGAUCUAUCUCCCUCCUUGAGUAAGGCACCGGCGGAUGCACAGCAGAUUCCCUGACCUCAGGGGCGGGGGAGGGUGCUCAGUCCAGCUUUCUGACCCAUCCAUCUGAGGUGUGAUCUCAUUUACCUGUUCCGCAAGACUCCCAGGUGCUGACAGGGCAGAGCCCUUAGUAACAUAACAGCUGAUGCCUGCUUUAAUCAGCCCAUUUUACAGGUAGGGAAACAGAGGCUCUGAAAAGGUCAGCCAUGGCCAGGGCAGAAUAGGCAGGCACGCCGCUGGGUUUCAGGGUCCAUGUCAUUGAGACCACCACCCCAGACCACACCACUCUCAGCGGCCUGCCAUGGCCUGUCCCCCAGUCGGGCUCAAGUCCGUGCCCUGGCACCUGCGGGGCCUCUAUAGGAUUGAAAGGAAUGGGAGAAAGGGAGUGGCCACCCCAGCUGGCAGAACUCAAGGCCUAAGCUGGUCUCUGGCAUUCAAGGCCUCCGAGGUCAGGCAUCCCAGUUCCCCCAACGCCCCGCAGGAAGUGGCUGCAGAGCCCAGGAGGGAGUCGCCGAGGGCAGAGCGCCCCUGGGUCACGCACAGAGCGGCAGGGAGGGCUUGGCUGCAGACGCCCCGAGUCGCCCAGCCCGGACAACCCGCACAUUCCCCGGCUCCUCCUGCCCGGGCGGCCGGCCUGGCGCCCCCGCCACUCCCCCUCCAGCUCUGGCCGCCGCCGGGGCGGCGUGCUGGGUGCCCGGGAGGGGCCCCGAGGGGGCCGGCCCCGCCCGCGGGCGGGAGGAGGGAGCGGGAGGAGGGCGCGCGCCCACACCCCGCCCCCGCCCCGGAGCCUGCCCGAGGAGCCCGCAGCCAGGGCGGCGCAGACCGGCCCAGCGACUCGCCCCAGCUGCGCGCCGGGACGCGCUGCCGCCACCGCCACCGCCACCGCCACCGCCACCGCGUCCGCUCCCACCCGCAGCCCCGGGGCGCGGAGAGAAGGUCUCCAGCUGGACGGGAGAGGGGCUGUCCACUAGGCGUGCCUACCCUGUCCUUGGACAGAACAUUGACAGCUGAUUCCACGGGGCCAGGAGCCAGGCCUCAGGGAGAGACCAGCCAUGGGCCCCCCACAGCCUCAGCAUUUGGGAGCAGCACCUUAGGAAAACAGGAGCAGCCUCCGUCCACCCUUUACACCGAGAAGAAGGGACCUGCCACGGACCCACCGCCUGUCCCGGGCCCCAGCUGGGCAUGGACCAGCACCUGUGACCUGCCAGAGCUGAUGCCGGGCCCCCAGGGGGGCAGAGGGACCCCCACCAUGAGCCUGGGCAAGCUCUCACCCGUCGGCUGGGUGUCCAGCUCGCACGGGAAGAGGCGGCUGACUGCAGACAUGAUCAGCCCCCCACUCGGGGACUUCCGGCACACCAUGCACGUAGGCCGAGGCGGGGACGUCUUUGGCGACACCUCCUUCCUCAGCAACCACGGGGGCAGCUCCGGGGGCACCCACCGUUCGCCCCGCAGCUUCCUGGCCAAGAAGCUGCAGCAGGUGCGCAGGGUGGGGGCCCUGCCCCGGCGGAUAGCUUCCCCGCCGUCGGCCUCGCCUGCUCCGCCCGCCGUCUCCCCCAUCAUCAAGAACGCCAUCUCCCUGCCCCAGCUCAACCAGGCCGCCUACGACAGCCUCGACAGCCUCAUGGUGAGCAAGCUCAGCUUCAACAGCAGCCCCGCCAGCGCCGCGGACGGCCACUCCAGUUAUGGUCUGGACUCUGGGUUCUGCACUAUCUCCCGCGUGGCUCGCCCGGAAAAGCCUCGUGACCGAGACCAUGACAGUGCCUUCCCCUCCGAACCUGAGCUUCGCCGCUCUGACUCCCUCCAGUCCUUCCGCCUGGACCUCGACCUUGGGCCAUCUCUCCUCAGUGAGCUGCUGGGGGUCAUGAGCCUCUCAGAAGGCUCUGCAGCUGAGACUCCAGCCCCAGCCCCUGCUGCAAACCCCCCAGCCCCUGCCUCAAGCCCCCCAGCCCCUGCCUCAAGCCCCCCACCCCCUGCCGCAAGCCCCCCAGCCCCUGCCGCAAGCCCUCCACCCCGUGGACGCUGCCCCAAUGGGGUAACUGCUGGGUUUGGCCCAGUGGCUGAGGCGAGGGCCAGCCCCGUAGGUGAGUGUCCCCGGGCGCCUGCUGACAUGGCCCCUGGCAGGCACUGGGGAGCCGGCUGGAGUGGCAGCCGGGGCAGCCGCCACUACACUGAGAUGGAUGCUCGGCAGGAGCUGGUGAAGGUGCUGCCCCAGGGUCGGGCCUCUUGGGAGAGCCUGGAUGAAGAGUGGGGAGCACCCCAGGCAGGCAGCCGGGCCCCUGUGCCCAGCACGGUGCAAGCCAACACCUUCGAGUUCGCCGACGCUGAGGAGGACGAUGAGGUCAAGGUGUGAGCAGCUGAGCGUGGGCUCAGGACCCCGCCCAGCCUCCGGCCACUCACUGCCCUCAAGAGCCCAGGUGCAGAGCUCGCCCUCACCUGACACCUGGGUCCUGCUGAUGAGGGAUGGAGAGCCCACACUGCCCCCAAACCCUCCACGCCUCUGCUGGACAGACAUGGGAGCGAGGCCAGGCCGGUGCUGGGACCUGGGUGUUCCCGAGGACCCUGCCGGGCUGACCUGCUUCCCCCCACUGCCGCUCUGGACCCCGUGGCCCUGCCUCCGGCCCCGCCCCCACCGGCUGGAGGGCCGGCCUCACAGAGCCGCCUUUGUGUGGGGAAGCUGUCCUUGCUGGGUGGGGGGUAGGGAGCAUACCACACAGGGCCUCUGUCUCCUCCCAAAGGGGCCGCCUGCCCACUCAUCCUGGAGCUUCCCCAACGUGCCCACCCCAAGCCCCCCUUGUCCCAGAAGCCUCGAGGUGAAAUCAGGUGUGACCCCACCUUCUUGUGCACCCCAGACCUGCCUCCGGGUUCCGAUUAAAAAGGCUUUGUGAGA
This is a messenger RNA of Myotis myotis, 3177 nucleotides long. It is a transcript of the gene CDC42EP1, whose product is annotated as CDC42 effector protein 1. The record is from RefSeq and is a predicted model, not a curated record. The coding region runs from base 592 to 2640 and encodes 682 amino acids. The transcript has 3 exons. NCBI's taxonomy places the organism in Eukaryota, Metazoa, Chordata, Mammalia, Chiroptera, Vespertilionidae.